AUUAAUUUAACAUUACAGCAUUUAAAAGGGAAGGAGCUGGCUUAUAUUGUUGCCAUAUCAAGUUGCAUAUCACCAGCACUUAAAAUUAUUCAAGAUUCAACAAUUUAUUUUGCCUUUCUGCAAAAAUGUUUUCUGAACUGGACUGUUACUGUAUGUGACUGUUACCAAUCAGCAACUUGAUUAUUAUUUUAACAUUAUUGCUUUUCAAAUGGAUGAAGGCUGGGCUUAUAUUGUUGCCAUGGCAAGUUUUUCAGUAAUAUUUAUCAUAAAUAUUGUAGACAAAAGUCCUGGACUUUACUAUCCUUAUAUGAUUGACUACUUUGAAGAAUCUGCUGAGAGAGUUGCAUUGGCUCUAUCAUUAAUUCCUGUUCUGAAGAAGUUACUAGGCCCAUUUGCUGCCUUCUUGAUGGAGAGGUUUUCUUGUCGACUUGUUACUAUUUUUAGCACUGUAACAAUGAUGUCCGGAUCUCUUUUAAUUUAUUUUUCAUCAAAUUUCAAUCAACUAAUCAUAGCAUGUGUACUUAUUGGAUUUCUUCGUGAUACAACAGGAGCAUACUGGGCUUCAGAACUGUUUUUAUUUGUAGUCACUACAGUCGGAGCAUUCAAAAUUCUCUUUACUGCUAUUUGUCAAAAGAAGUAA
Messenger RNA from Anneissia japonica, 640 nucleotides. Its product is annotated as monocarboxylate transporter 11-like. The record is from RefSeq and is a predicted model, not a curated record. Lineage: Eukaryota; Metazoa; Echinodermata; Crinoidea; Comatulida; Comatulidae. The transcript is spliced from 3 exons. The coding region runs from base 209 to 640 and encodes 143 amino acids.